GAUGCGGACUGCAGGCGGGGAAGAGAGUGGGGUCGGUGGGGUUCAAUGAUGACGUCAGCAAGAGUAGCGCUCCCCACGCCGGCGUUUCAGAGUGUCGACAUGCCGUACACUUUCUCCCAGGAGGGGGGGGACGGACAUCACCACGUGAAGGUGUUUGUGCGAGUGGAGGCGACGAGUGCGGAACUCGUGACGCACGCCCACUUUGCGAGCUUGAAACCCGGGUGGGGGCAGUUUGAUGCCGCAGGGGAGGAGAUGGAGGUCGGACCCUUCUCCAAAAGGAGCAUCCUCUCGCCUGCGAGGCUGAACCACUACCGCACUCGCUCUUUGCAAGAAUGGACGACGAAGGUCAACAAACGUUCCAGCGGCUCGCAAGGUAACGUAGGCAAUGUGUACGGUGCGAUAGACUCUUUGGAUGAUCUGAGAGGGGCGAUCACAUUACCAGAUGCCAAAGACAGUGCUGUUCUGGAUAACAUCAUUGCUCGCCAGGGUUGCCUUUGAUAAUAUCUUGCACAGCUGAUGGCACGCACAUUUUGGGAAGGUUUCUAAACACGACAAGCCCAC
Klebsormidium nitens is the source of this 561-nucleotide messenger RNA. NCBI's taxonomy places the organism in Eukaryota, Viridiplantae, Streptophyta, Klebsormidiophyceae, Klebsormidiales, Klebsormidiaceae. The record is from the annotation of a GenBank genome assembly.